AAAUCUGGCAAAUCACAAAAUGUGACAGAUGUCUAAUUUUUGUUAUGUAAAUAUUCGAAAAUACUAAACCACCGGUACUAUUUGCAAAAAUUCACAGUUCUGAAUGUUGAUGUAGGUAGAACAAUAUGCCUGUAGAUAUAAAAGAACUAACAGAAGGUUGGCUCGAACUGGAAAGUGACCCGGGACUGUUUUCGCUCCUUUUGGAAGAUUUUGGAGUGAAAGGUGUUCAAGUUGAAGAAAUAUACGACAUACAUAAACCCUUAGAUGGCCCUGUUUACGGUUUUAUUUUUCUGUUUCGUUGGAUGGAGGAAAGACGCUCUCGAAGAAAAGUGGUCGAGCAAACCGAAGUUUUUGUUCGUGAUGAAGAAAUAGUAAAUGAAAUAUUUUUUGCGCAACAAAUGGUGCCUAACAGUUGUGCGACUCAUGCCUUAGUGUCAGUACUUUUGAACUGCGCUGACUUGCACUUAGGUACGACGUUAGAAAGACUGAGAACACAUACAAGGGGAAUGUCGCCUGAAAAUAAAGGAUGGGCGAUUGGAAAUACCCCAGAAUUAGCGAAAGCACAUAAUUCACAUGCAAUGCCACAGGCUAAGAGACGGCUGGAUAAAAGUACUGGGGUUUCUACAGGCCGGUUUACUGGAGAAGCAUUCCAUUUUGUUAGUUUUGUACCAAUAAGUGGACGUUUGUUUGAACUGGAUGGCUUGAAACCAUACCCAAUUGAUCACGGACCGUGGAAUGAAGGAGAUCAGUGGACGGAUAAGUUUCGGGCGGUCAUUGCUGACAGACUUGCCAUAAGUGCCGGUGAUGAAUGUAGCGAAAUUCGAUUUAAUUUAAUGGCGGUGGUACCAGAUCGCCGACUUGCCAUUCACCAUAAAUUGAAAAUGUUGAAAACUAAUCGGCAGAUUGUACUAGAUGCUUUAAAACACUUAGUUAAAGUGAAAAAAGACAAGAAAGAGGAAGAUAAUGCAAACGCUGUACAUACAACUAAUAAUGUGGAAGAAAGAGAGAUAUCGCAAGAAAAUGUACCCAUGCAGACUGGUGCUCCUGAAGAACCAGUGUCAACUGCGGCGAAGAGUUCAGUGACAACAUUGGGUCCUUUAGAUUAUGCAACCCCUUUAACUAUACAAACUUCACCAGCACCAAGUACAUCAGGAACAGACACUUCAUCAGAAGUAGGGUCGGCAUUUAAUUCACCAACGCAGACUUGGAAUUGGGGGGCGCAACAGCAACAACCAAGUCCGUCGUCUCGAGACUUGAAAAGAUUCGUUGUUAUUCGGAUGUCAGAACAGGAUGAAGAACAAAAUAAUAAGAAACUGAUAAAAAAAGAAGGUGUUGAUCAGAAGAGUAACCCCAAUGGGGCAGUAGCACGGGUUCGUACAAGCGAUGGUGACACUGUAGUAGCUGAGAAAAAACACCCAGAACUAUUGGAACCUCAUACAUUUGCGCCCCAGGACCUACUAGCGCUUUUACGAAAUUUAGAAAACGAGAUUUGUAUGUGUGAAAUUAAUUUAAAGGAUGAAAAUGACAAACAAAAUAAAUAUAAGAUUGAUGACUGCAGAAGAACACAUAAUUAUGAUGAGUUUAUUUGUACAUUUUUGUCAAUGUUAGCAGAGCAAGGUAAAUUAGCGGAUUUAGUAGAGCAACAUUUGUUAGUACCUAAAAGGCCAGGAACGCUGCCACAACCAAAGGCCGCGAAAGUCGCUAAAAAACAUGAAACUGGUGGUAAAAGAAAGAAGGGAAGGACGAAAGUGAAAAGAAGAAGGUGAAAAGAAAAUGAUCUGUUUUAAUAAUACCAGAGUUAUGCAGAUUACAAUACAAUGGGAGAAAAAAAGUUUAGUUAUUGGGUAGAGUUCAACAAAUAAAAGCAAAAACAUUUGAUCUUGAUUGUCAGCCACUUUGAGGAACUUAAAAACUGACUUUAACCGCUGCUUUUACAAAAUCUCGGUGAAAUAAAUGUGGUUUGAGGAAGCGAAUUUAAACACAAAAACGUUUUUAAUAAACUUUAUUGUUACAGAAAAUAGACACU
Zophobas morio is the source of this 2026-nucleotide messenger RNA. It is a transcript of the gene calypso, whose product is annotated as calypso. The record is from RefSeq and is a predicted model, not a curated record. Gene Ontology annotation, biological process: protein deubiquitination; ubiquitin-dependent protein catabolic process. NCBI's taxonomy places the organism in Eukaryota, Metazoa, Arthropoda, Insecta, Coleoptera, Tenebrionidae. Gene Ontology annotation, cellular component: cytoplasm. Bases 126 to 1766 code for a protein of 546 amino acids. The transcript is spliced from 4 exons. Gene Ontology annotation, molecular function: cysteine-type deubiquitinase activity.